Molecule: messenger RNA, 2520 nt
Organism: Neltuma alba
Lineage: Eukaryota; Viridiplantae; Streptophyta; Magnoliopsida; Fabales; Fabaceae
Product: polygalacturonate 4-alpha-galacturonosyltransferase
Exons: 11
Coding region: 147-2174 (675 amino acids)
Molecular function (GO): polygalacturonate 4-alpha-galacturonosyltransferase activity
Source: RefSeq, a predicted model, not a curated record
CUCUUUUUCACAUUGCGUCUCAAUCUCACUCCUCUUUUCUACUUCUCUCUCUUUUGAUGGAUUUCGACUAGCAUUCCCACCAUAAGCCCCGCCUCACUUCUCAUUCGCGCCUUCCCGAUUUUUCCUGUUUUCAAUCCUGAUCUGCAAUGGCGCUCAUGCGAGGGCUGGCCGGCGGCAGGAAUAGGGCCAGUGGAUCUCGUUUUUCUGUCGUGGCUUUCAUUCUAAUCUGCUUUCUGGCGCCCUUGAUUUUCUUCUUAGCCCGAGGGCUUCAGACUUCGGAUCAAGAAGAUAUUUCAGCUCUUCCAAGCAAGCAGGUUGUCAAAUUGAAAGAAUGGCAGACAUUGCAGGACCUCAAAUCGCUUUUCUCAAAAGAGGUUCUUGAUGCUAUUAUGGGCAGCGUAGAUGAUAUGGGGCCUUUGAGCCUCGACAAUUUCAGAAAAAACAAUUUUUCUGCUUCAUGGAGAGUUGUUGGGGCAAUGAUUUCAAAUGUUACAUCUAAGCGGGGCCAAGAAAUACCACAUGCUAGACAGGAAAUACCAAAGGCUGAGGCAGCAAAAUCUUCAGAUGAUUAUGCUCAGUGGAAUGAUAACCCUGCGCAGGUAGCUCGAAGGCAAUUGAUAGAGAAAAGGCGUGAAAAGCGUGCUGCAGAUUUGGUUAAAAAUGAUCACGAAGCUAUUGUGAAACUUGAAAAUGCUGCUAUUGAGCACUCCAAAUCAGUUGACUCAGCAGUUCUGGGUAAAUAUAACCUGUGGAGGAAAGAAAAUGAGAAUGAAAAUGCUGACACUACAGUACGGUUGAUGCGGGACCAAAUGAUCAUGGCUAUGGUAUACUCAAGUAUUGCUAAGAUGAAGAACAAGCUUGUAAUCUACCAAGAACUGCAGUUUCAGCUAAAAGAGAGUCAGCGGAGUUUAGGUGAGGCAACAUCUGAUGCUGAGCUACCUCACAGUGCACAUGAGAAAAUCAAGGGUAUGGGCCAUGUUUUGUCAAAAGCAAAGGAGCAAUUGUAUGACUGCAAGCUGGUAACUGGGAAAUUGAGGGCCAUGCUACAAACAGCUGAUGAGAAAGUUAGGGGCUUGAAAAAACAGAGUGCAUUCCUCAGUCAAACGGCUGCCAAGACCAUUCCAAAUGCCAUUCACUGCUUAUCUAUGCGGUUGACCAUCGAUUACUACCUCCUUCCUCCUGAGAAGAGAAAGUUCCCUAGGAGUGAGAAUUUGGAGAAUCCUGAUCUUUAUCAUUAUGCUUUAUUCUCAGACAAUGUCUUGGCAGCAUCUGUUGUUGUCAACUCAACUGUAAUGAAUGCCAAGGAUCCUUCAAAGCAUGUCUUUCACCUUGUCACUGAUAAACUAAAUUUUGGAGCCAUGAACAUGUGGUUUCUGUUGAAUCCUCCUGGAAAAGCUACAAUCCAUGUUGAAAAUGUGGAUGAAUUUAAGUGGCUGAACUCAUCCUACUGCCCAGUCUUGCGGCAACUUGAAUCAGCAACAAUGAAAGAGUUUUAUUUCAAGGCUGGCCAUCCAACAACGCUUUCAUCUGGUGCUUCUAAUCUGAAAUACAGGAACCCGAAGUAUCUAUCAAUGCUCAACCAUCUGAGAUUCUACCUUCCCGAAGUAUAUCCAAAAUUGGAUAGGAUCCUGUUUCUUGAUGAUGACAUUGUUGUCCAGAAGGAUUUGACUGGAUUGUGGUCCGUGGAUCUUCAUGGGAAAGUAAAUGGUGCAGUUGAAACCUGUGGUGAGAGCUUUCACCGGUUUGACAAGUAUCUUAACUUUUCAAAUCCGCACAUUGCGAGAAAUUUUGAUCCAAAUGCAUGUGGUUGGGCAUACGGCAUGAACUUUUUUGAUCUGAAAGUGUGGAAGAAAAAGGAUAUUACUGGUAUUUAUCACAAAUGGCAGAACAUGAAUGAAGGCAGGACUCUUUGGAAGCUGGGGACAUUACCUCCGGGGCUAAUCACAUUUUAUGGGCUGACUCACCCGCUAAAUAAAUCGUGGCAUGUGCUUGGUCUGGGAUAUAAUCCAAGUGUGGAUCGGAAAGAGAUACAGAAUGCAGCAGUUAUACACUACAAUGGAAAUAUGAAACCAUGGCUAGACAUUUCCAUGGCAAAAUAUCGGUCUUACUGGACCAAGUAUGUCAAAUACGACCAUCUCUAUCUUCGGAACUGUAAGUUCAGCGAACGAAGGUAACAACUGCGAUUCAAAGUUACGCCCAGAGGAAAGCUAGCCUUUUUUCAGCCCUCCUCUCUUCCUUCCCGUUGUUCGCUUCAGUGCCGUGUCCGUGAUCAAGUGUCUUAGAAGGGAUAGGGCUAGUCUUUACGUUGUUUUACACCAACAUCAUUUUCUCUCUCUGCCACAUUGAUUUUUGUUUGCAAUUCAUUUGAUUUGUUUACACCAGCCUCACCCAUUCAAAACAAGGUACAUGAAUAGGGGGUACCUUGUUGCCUAUAAAAACUUAUCAUUGUAUCAUACUCUGGAACUAUGACAGGAUUGAGCAUUAAAUCAAAUAGUAUAAAAUUUCUGCGUUCUUUGAAAA